This is a messenger RNA of Gorilla gorilla gorilla (western lowland gorilla), 2508 nucleotides long. RefSeq names its product calpain 10 (gene CAPN10). The transcript has 13 exons. Gene Ontology annotation, biological process: proteolysis. The record is from RefSeq and is a predicted model, not a curated record. Lineage: Eukaryota; Metazoa; Chordata; Mammalia; Primates; Hominidae. Bases 1 to 2085 code for a protein of 694 amino acids. Gene Ontology annotation, molecular function: calcium-dependent cysteine-type endopeptidase activity. Gene Ontology annotation, cellular component: cytoplasm.
AUGCGGGCGGGCCGGGGCGCGACGCCGGCGAGGGAGCUGUUCCGGGACGCCGCCUUCCCCGCCGCGGACUCCUCGCUCUUCUGCGACUUGUCUACGCCGCUGGCCCAGUUCCGCGAGGACAUCACGUGGAGGCGGCCCCAGGAGAUUUGUGCCACACCCCGGCUGUUUCCAGAUGACCCACGGGAAGGGCAGGUGAAGCAGGGGCUGCUGGGGGAUUGCUGGUUCCUGUGUGCCUGCGCCGCGCUGCAGAAGAGCAGGCACCUCCUGGACCAGGUCAUUCCUCCGGGACAGCCGAGCUGGGCCGACCAGGAGUACCGGGGCUCCUUCACCUGUCGCAUUUGGCAGUUUGGACGCUGGGUGGAGGUGACCACAGAUGACCGCCUGCCGUGCCUUGCAGGGAGACUCUGUUUCUCCCGCUGCCAGAGGGAGGAUGUGUUCUGGCUCCCCUUACUGGAAAAGGUCUACGCCAAGGUCCAUGGGUCCUACGAGCACCUGUGGGCAGGGCAGGUGGCGGAUGCCCUGGUGGACCUGACAGGUGGCCUGGCAGAAAGAUGGAACCUGAAGAGCGUAGCAGGAAGCGGAGGCCAGCAGGACAGGCCGGGCCACUGGGAGCACAGGACUUGUCGGCAGCUGCUCCACCUGAAGGACCAGUGUCUGAUCAGCUGCUGCGUGCUCAGCCCCAGAGCAGGUGCCCGGGAGCUGGGGGAGUUCCAUGCCUUCAUUGUCUCGGACCUGCGGGAGCUCCAGGGUCAGGCGGGCCAGUGCAUCCUGCUGCUGCGGAUCCAGAACCCCUGGGGCCGGCGGUGCUGGCAGGGGCUCUGGAGAGAGGGGGGUGAAGGGUGGAGCCAGGUAGAUGCAGUGGUAGCAUCUGAGCUCCUGUCCCAGCUCCAGGAAGGGGAGUUCUGGGUGGAGGAGGAAGAGUUCCUCAGGGAGUUUGACGAGCUCACCGUUGGCUAUCCGGUCACUGAGGCCGGCCACCUGCAGAGCCUCUACACAGCGUGGAGAGAUGAUUCUGUCCCAGGAGCCGGGAGGAGGGUGAUGAUUCUGUCCCAGGAGCUGGGAGAGAAGCUGCUCUGCCAUACUCGGGCGCUGCCUGGGGCCUGGAUCAAGGGGCAGUCAGCAGGAGGCUGCCGGAACAACAGCGGCUUUCCCAGCAACCCCAAAUUCUGGCUGCGGGUCUCAGAACCGAGUGAGGUGUACAUUGCCGUCCUGCAGAGAUCCAGGCCGCACGCGGCAGACUGGGCAGGCCGGGCCCAGGCACUGGUGGGUGACAGUCAUACUUCGUGGAGCCCAGCGAGCAUCCCGGGCAAGCACUACCAGGCUGUGGGUCUGCACCUCUGGAAGGUAGAGAAGCGGCGGGUCAAUCUGCCUAGGGUCCUGUCCAUGCCCCCCGUGGCUGGCACCGCGUGCCACGCAUACGACCGGGAGGUCCACCUGCGUUGUGAGCUCUCACCGGGCUUCUACCUGGCUGUCCCCAGCACCUUCCUGAAGGAUGCGCCAGGGGAGUUCCUGCUCCGAGUCUUCUCUACCGGGCGAGUCUCCCUUAGCGCCAUCAGGGCAGUGGCCAAGAACACCGCCCCCGGGGCAGCCCUGCCUGCGGGGGAGUGGGGGACCGUGCAGCUACGGGGUUCUUGGAGAGUCGGCCAGACGGCGGGGGGCAGCAGGAACUUUGCCUCAUACCCCACCAACCCCUGCUUCCCCUUCUCGGUCCCCGAGGGCCCCGGCCCCCGCUGCGUCCGCAUCACUCUGCAUCAGCACUGCCGGACCAGUGACACCGAGUUCCACCCCAUCGGCUUCCAUAUCUUCCAGGUCCCAGAGGGUGGAAGGAGCCAGGACGCACCCCCACUGCUGCUGCAGGAACCGCUGCUGAGCUGCGUGCCACAUCGCUACGCCCAGGAGGUGAGCCGGCUCUGCCUCCUGCCUGCGGGCACCUACAAGGUUGUGCCCUCCACCUACCUGCCGGACACAGAGGGGGCCUUCACAGUGACCAUCGCAACCAGGAUUGACAGGCCAUCCAUUCACAGCCAGGAGAUGCUGGGCCAGUUCCUCCAAGAGGUCUCCGUCAUGGCAGUGAUGAAAACCUAACAGGGUGGCCCCCUGUGCCAGCUCAGGUGGCUGGAGCCCAAGGGCCUGAAGGUUCCCAGCAGCUGGGCCGGCCAGCCUUGCACUGUGGGGGCUGGUCCUGAGUCUUGGCCUGCCUCCCAGCCCUGCCAGGGGGCUGCGGCCUAGGGGUCCACGGGAAGCCUCCGUCAGGAGAGACGCAGCCCUGGGGGCGAGCUGGUGCUGCAAGGAAGGGUGGGAAGCUUGGUGGCUUCUGUUGCGCCACUGAGACGGCAGAGACCCCAGGAACCCAGAGCUUCCCAGGAUCCCUCCCAGAUCCUCUGCUGACUCCAUAUGGAGGCCUCACACCCAGAGGGUAGGGCAGCAGAUCUUCUUUAUAACUAUUUAUUGUUUGAAUCACUUUUAGGAUGUAACUUUAUAAAUAAACAUGAGCGUUGAGGAUUUGCA